AUGGAGCAUAUUAAUAAUGAGGAAAUUCCAUCAGCACCAGCAACACCAGGCACUCCUGGUGCACCUCUGUUUGGUGGGUUUAAGUCAGAGAGAAGUGGGAAUGGUAGUAAUAAGUACAAGAAGUCCCUCCUUAAGAAUUGUAAAUGUUUCGGUGUCCAAGAAUGGACCUUAGAAGAUGGAGCUCUACCCACCGUCACUUGUUCAUUAAUGCCACCUCCUCCUCCUGUUCCUCUCGCAAAAAAGAUAGGAGCUGAGUUUAUAGGGACAUUUAUUCUGAUGUUUGCUGGGACAGCCACUGCUAUUGUAAACCAAAAGACAAACGGGGCGGAAACUCUGAUCGGAUGUGCUACCUCGACUGGUCUUGCCGUUAUGAUCAUCAUCCUCUCCACCGGCCACAUCUCCGGUGCUCAUCUCAACCCUGCAGUCACCAUUUCCUUUGCUGCAUUAAAGCACUUCCCGUGGAAGCAUGUGCCUAUGUAUAUUGGUGCACAAGUUUUGGCAUCAAUAUGCGCUGCAUAUGCUCUCAAAGGGGUUUUUCACCCUUUCAUGAAUGGCGGAGUCACUGUUCCUUCCGGAGGAUAUGGCCAAGCUUUUGCUUUAGAGUUCAUUAUCAGCUUUAAUCUCAUGUUCGUUGUCACUGCAGUGGCCACUGAUACAAGAGCUGUAGGAGAACUAGCAGGAAUUGCGGUUGGAGCAACUGUGAUGCUCAAUAUACUCAUAGCAGGGCCAAUAACAGGAGCAUCAAUGAAUCCAGUAAGAACUCUAGGUCCAGCUAUUGCUGCAAACAACUACAAAGCCAUAUGGGUCUAUCUAUUAGCUCCAAUACUUGGAGCUCUAGGCGGGGCAGGUACUUAUACAGCAGUAAAGCUGCCAGAAGAAGAUGAUAACGCAAAGACUAAUGCUUCUUCAAACCACCCCAGCUUCAGAAAAUGAUGAUGAUGAUCAACUUCUCCUGUCUCCAUGCUCAUCCAUCAUCAUAAAACAACUUAAGACAGACACUACACUACAUGAUGAUUAAUAUUUUGAAAUAUAUAUAUAAUAUAGAUUUUGUGUGAAAAGCAAACAAGCAAAAAUUAGAAGCAUUUGGCAUGUGCACAAAUUAGGUGAUAUAAAUGUGAUAAGGUGUAAUCAAUGUAUCUAUUAAAUCAA
Messenger RNA from Trifolium pratense (red clover), 1149 nucleotides. Its product is annotated as aquaporin NIP6-1-like. Gene Ontology annotation, molecular function: channel activity. Gene Ontology annotation, cellular component: membrane. The record is from RefSeq and is a predicted model, not a curated record. The transcript is spliced from 5 exons. Gene Ontology annotation, biological process: transmembrane transport. The coding region runs from base 1 to 933 and encodes 310 amino acids. NCBI's taxonomy places the organism in Eukaryota, Viridiplantae, Streptophyta, Magnoliopsida, Fabales, Fabaceae.